This is a messenger RNA of Cebus imitator (Panamanian white-faced capuchin), 3421 nucleotides long. It is a transcript of the gene ZNF341, whose product is annotated as zinc finger protein 341. The record is from RefSeq and is a predicted model, not a curated record. The transcript has 15 exons. Bases 163 to 2673 code for a protein of 836 amino acids. Lineage: Eukaryota; Metazoa; Chordata; Mammalia; Primates; Cebidae.
AGGGAUGCGGGAGGUCCCGCGAGCCGAGGCCGUUUCCAGGGCUGGAGGCUCAGCGGCGGCUCCUGGGCGCCCUCUGGCGGCCCCGACUCCGCCGCCGCGGCUCCCACAAUGCUCGCGUAGCCGGGUUUCGGCUCCCGCAGCGGCGACGGCGGCGGCUCCAAGAUGGCGCAGGCGAUCUUUGAGGCCCUGGAGGGAAUGGACAAUCAGACUGUUCUGGCUGUCCAAUCAUUAUUGGAUGGCCAAGGAGCAGUCCCUGAUCCAACAGGCCAGAGUGUCAAUGCGCCCCCUGCUAUCCAGCCAUUGGAUGACGAGGAUGUCUUUCUCUGUGGGAAGUGUAAGAAGCAAUUCAACUCACUGCCAGCGUUUAUGACCCACAAGCGGGAACAGUGCCAGGGGCACACCCCCACCCUGGCCACAGUCUCGCUGGCCACCAACAGCAUCUACACACCGUCAGCAGCCCCCACAGCGGUCCAGCAGGCCCCGCCUCCUACCAAUCGCCAGAUCUCCACAUACAUCACAGUACCCCCAUCCCCACUGAUCCAGACCCUGGUACAGGGGAACAUCUUGGUGAGCGAUGACGUGCUCAUGUCUGCCAUGUCAGCCUUCACAUCCCUGGACCAGCCCAUGCCCCAGGGCCCCCCACCUGUGCAGAGCAGCCUAAACAUGCAUUCCGUGCCCAGCUACCUCACCCAGCCUCCACCCCCUCCUCCGCCUCCUCCACCACUGCCCCCACCGCCACCACCUCAGCCCCCACCACCUCCACCCCAGAGCCUGGGCCCCCCUGGGCGUCCCAACCCUGGAGGGAACGGUGUGGUGGAGGUGUACAGUGCUGCUGCGCCCCUGACUGGGAGUGGAACCGUGGAGAUCCAGGCGCUGGGGAUGCAGCCCUAUCCACCCCUGGAGGUGCCAAACCAGUGUGUGGAGGCUCCAGUAUACCCCAGCCCUGCAGUGUACAGCCCUGGCAAGCAGGGAUUCAAACCCAAGGGACCAAACCCCACUGCCUCCAUGACCAGCGCCACCGGGGGCACAGUGGCCACUUUUGACUCUCCACCAAUGCUGAAGACCCGACGGGCUAAAGGUGCCAGGGGACUCCCGGAAGCUGCAGGGAAGCCAAAGGCUCAGAAACUCAAGUGCUCAUACUGUGACAAGUCAUUCACCAAAAACUUUGAUCUGCAGCAGCACAUCCGAAGCCAUACCGGCGAGAAGCCCUUCCAGUGUAUUGCAUGUGGCCGUGCCUUUGCCCAGAAGUCUAAUGUUAAGAAACACAUGCAGACCCACAAGGUGUGGCCUCCAGGACACAGUGGUGGCACCGUGUCUCGAAACUGUGUGACUGUACAGGUCAUGGCCCUGAACCCCAGCAGGCAGGAGGACGAGGAAAACACAGGGUUGGGCCAGCCCCUGCCGAGUGCACCACAGCCCCAGGCCUUGCCCACCCCCGGCGAGGAUGAGGGAGACAAGCCGGAGCCCAAGCAGGUGGUCCUCAUCGACAGCUCCUACCUGUGCCAGUUCUGCCCCAGCAAGUUCAGCACCUACUUCCAGCUCAAGUCUCACAUGACCCAGCAUAAAAACGAGCAGGUGUACAAGUGUGUGGUCAAAAGCUGCGCCCAGACGUUCCCAAAGCUCGACACAUUUCUGGAGCACAUCAAGAGCCACCAGGAGGAGCUGAGCUACCGCUGCCACCUCUGCAGCAAGGACUUCCCCUCACUGUACGACCUGGGCGUGCACCAGUACUCCCACAGCCUCCUGCCGCAGCAUAGCCCCAAGAAGGACAGCGCCAUCUACAAGUGUGUCAAAUGCGUCAACAAAUACUCCACCCCUGAGGCCCUGGAGCACCACCUGCAGACCACCACUCACAACUUCCCCUGCCCACACUGCCAGAAGGUGUUUCCUUGUGAACGCUACCUGCGCUGUCAUCUGCCCACCCACGGCAGCGGGGGCAGGUUCAAGUGCCAGGUGUGCAAGAAGUUCUUCCGGCGGGAGCAUUACCUCAAACUGCAUGCUCACAUCCACUCAGGUGGGUGCCCUGGGUUCCCACCACCACUGGAGCAGAGAAGAGCCCCUGGAGGUGGCGUGACGCACACAGGCUGCAGUAAGGAGUUCAACCGGCCAGACAAGCUGAAGGCCCACAUCCUCUCCCACUCUGGCAUGAAGCUCCAUAAAUGCGCCCUGUGCAGCAAGUCCUUCAGCCGCCGCGCCCACCUCGCCGAGCACCAGCGUGCCCACACGGGUAACUACAAGUUCCGCUGUGCUGGCUGCGCCAAGGGCUUUUCCCGCCCCAAACACCUCAAAGAUCACCGCUGUCGUCUUGGCCCCCAAAAGGACAAGGACCUGCAGACCCGGCGUCCCCCUCAGAGGAGGGCAGCCCCCCGCAGUGGCGGCACUGGUGGGCGUAAGGUGGUGACCCCCUUGCCUGACCCGCUGGGGCUGGAAGAGCUGAAGGACACAGGGGCUGGGCUGGUGCCCGAGGCUGUCCCUGGCAAACCGCCCUUUGCAGAGCCGGACGCGGUGCUGUCCAUUGUUGUGGGUGGUGCAGUGGGCGCGGAGCCAGAGCUGGUGGUACCUGGGCACGCUGAGGGGCUGGGCUCCAACCUGGCUCUGGCGGAGCUACAGGCUGGGGCCGAGGGCCCCUGUGCCAUGCUCGCUGUGCCUGUCUACAUCCAGGCCUCGGAGUGAUGGAGUUGCGGUGUCUGUUUCCUGGGCAGGCCUGUUGCUCAUAUUUGGGUCCGGGCAGACUGGAGAUCCUUCCCAGCGGAAGCGAGCCAUCAAGACAUUGGCAGAAAUCCUGCUGAAUGUCAUUCAUAAAUCUUGGCCUGUGGCCGCCUUCCUGUGUCCUUUCUCCUGCUACAAAGCCCUGGAAUAUUCGGGGUUGUGGGCAGGGCUGCCCGUGUGGACAGGGCUGCCCACGGCAGAACCAUGGCAGGAGAGAGAUGGCUGGAGCCUGAGCAGACUGGGGUCCAGUUGUCAGGCUGGUGAUUGGGCCCCCUAGGAGAGAAGACAGGGCGGUCCUGCCCACCCUGCCUCCAGGCUGCUUCCUGGUGGCCUCUAGCCCGCUGCUCUUCAGGACGCCUGCCAUGGACAGAGUUUAUCUAUUGGACCUUUUCACAGACGAUUCCCCACAGAAUCCUCAGACAGCUCUGUGAUGUAGGCUUUUAGGAGGCACUCAAGUAUCAUGGCUAGACUGCAGCUAUGAGACAGAUCUGGCUUCAAAUCCAAAAGUUGCCACGCACUUGCUGUGUGACCUUGGGCAAGUCACUUCACCUGUCUGAGCCCCAUGUUCCUCAUCUGUACAAUGGGGCUUACGAUGCUACUACCUCAUAGGGUUGUCCUGGGGAUCCAGUAUGAUGAAAUGCGCCAGGGGCACAGUAUGGCGCCUGGCAUGCAGAAAGUGCUCAAUACAGUAAAUGUUUUUAUCAUAACGUGU